Molecule: messenger RNA, 4807 nt
Organism: Galleria mellonella (greater wax moth)
Lineage: Eukaryota; Metazoa; Arthropoda; Insecta; Lepidoptera; Pyralidae
Exons: 7
Coding region: 216-1742 (508 amino acids)
Source: RefSeq, a predicted model, not a curated record
UUUGAUGGAUAGGGAUGACGACGUACCUAAAACUUAAGUAUAUAAAAAUUUGUUCAGAAAAAAAUAAACUGACUUAGUCUUCUAUUUGCGUUUUUAUUAUAUUCAAGUUAAAAGUAAUGUUUACGGAUGUGUUUAUCAAAUAGUGGAUAAUAUUUUUAAGCUUUACAUAGUUUGUUUCUAGACUAAAAAAACCAAAUACGCGUUUGAACAUUUAAAUGUAUUUCGAUAUGGCCCGUGUUAUUUUGUUGUUCUGCUUUAUCUUGGUAUUUGAGAGGGGCGUAUUUGGAGUUCAGUUGUCUAUUACUAAUGAUGGGCCAGCAGUGCGUGGUUCUUACAUAACAUUUGUAGCGUCUGUGACUGACUUUGUGACAGGGGAAAGCCUUAAAUUUUCCUUUUGGGAUGACGCUCAACCACAGCAUACUGCACAAUUUGUACAAUCUUCACCUAUUUCAAAUUGGAGUGUGGAGUAUCCUCGAUCUAUAUAUGAAGCUGGUGAUUAUAGUGCUAAAGUAAUGCUGUUGAAGAGUUUUGUAGGAAUUUGGUAUCCAGUGGCCACAGCUGUUACUAAAUUUAAAUUAACAGAUUCACUCAAUGGAAAUUUAGUUUUGAGCCAGAAUAAUGAAGUAAGACCAAACACUUUUGUCAUGGUUAAUCGCACUGUAAUCCACCGCAUACAAUUACCUGAUAAGGAAUUGGACUUUUUAAAGAGGAAUUCUUCAACAAUUGUUACAUAUUGGUUUAAAGACUGUUCCUACAUAGAUCAGACUACAGAUUUCACCCUCAAUUACACAUAUACAGAUUUGAUGAAUGAUCAUUAUAUUGAAGCGAUGGUGGUUGCAAAUAAUGAGCCUCUUCAACCUAUCACAACUACUACUUCUACCACCACUACGACUACUACUACAACUACUACUACAACUACCACUACAACUACCACUACAACAACCACUACACCCAAACCUGUAAUUCCGUUAGCAACGGCACCAUCGCAAAUCAUUACGGAAAGUCACGCAUCAAGUAAUAAUCAAAUGCUGCCUACCCAUAAGUUAGUAAGACGGGCAUUGUCAAACAAAACUGUGAAAAAAAAUAAUUCCUAUAAAGAUUACAUAUGUCAUAAUACCAGUAUUGUACCUAUAGGCAAAAAUUAUACAUAUGGAUAUUAUCAAGAGACCAUUAGUGUUAGAGAACCAAUCUCCGUAAUUAAUAUUACGGGUAAGAAUUGGCUCCAGCAUGGGGACCUGUUAAACUUGCUCGUUAUGUAUACAGGCUCACCGCCCUUCGAUUACUGUGUAUUGUACAAACUUGGACAAUACAACAUUACAGGCAACGAAACUUGCAGUACAAAGACUAGGACAUUGUCAAACACAUUCCCAUUGGUCCAUUAUUUCUCAGAUAGCGACCAACAUACAGUUGUAGUGGUGAUUGAAAAUGAUAUUGGAAAAACUGCUUCUAGAGCAACUAUUAAUAUCUACAAAGCUUCAGUUCAUGCACAGUUGUCGGUUAUUGUGGUACCUGUGGUGUUUUGUUUGCUCGCUGUCAUAUUGGUGGUGUUCGGCAUAGCAUAUUACCAACACAGGUCCAGAUACACAGUUGAAGUAGCAGACUUCGAUUUUGGCCAAGCUCACCUAGACUAUAAAACCUUUAUGGAGAGACUGAGGGAUAGUUUCAGAAAUGCUUUUAAAUUCCGACAACAGGACGACACCGACCCCCUUACCACAAAUACUAGAUAUGAUUCCAUGACGUAGAGACAAUAUUCAACGUAAGAGGAAUGGGAAUUUAUGAUCUGCUAUGGUGGUAUGUGAAAGGCUUUGAGGUAUGCAUGUAUUAGUCCAUUUCUAAUCAAUUUUUUGAUAUUGAAGGAUUAUGAAAAUCAUGUUCGUGGAUAAAGUACUUUCAAAAUUGUAACGGCCAUUCCAAUUUAUCACUAGAGCAUUUAUGCGAGUUAGAUGUAAGUUUUGAACCGAUAUAUUAUAAAGGCGAUGUGUGUUAAAUAUUUAUUUUAUUUCUCAAAAAGCCAAAACACAAAAACGUUAUCUGACUGAAUGAUACUUCAAUUUUUAUUUAAUCAUAUUAUAAUUAUGUUCCUUUGAUAAUAUUGUUUGGAGCGAGUCCCUACUUGUCCGAGUCGUACAAAAGUAGGAAUUAUACUGUAAGAUAUUGUAAAAUAUUUCAUUAAUUAUUGGCUUUAAAUUAAUUAUUAUAUUUAAUUAAUCAAAAGAGGAUAUUUUGACAUUGUUAUUAAGUCUUAGUUUUAAUGUUAGUGGUUUUAUGUAAUAAAUAUUGUGUGUAUUUUUUUUUUUUAUAAUAGACUGAUGAAUUUUUGGAACCGACUUGAUUAUGUAUACUAUUCUAUGUUUAAUUUUGCGCAUAGUAAUUAAUAAACCUUUUUAUACACUUUCAAUUGAUAAUAAUUGGUUUCGGUGUUUAGAUAUAUUUUAUACAAUUUAUACUUAUUUCAAUAUGUUAUAUGAUGGUGUACUUUUCAAUCCUGGAUGUCGAUUUGUAUGAAUGUAUGGGAUGUAUCAGCACUUUUGUAUAAUGCAUUGUCUAAAAUUAUUUUACAAUUCAUUUAAAGCGAAUAUAGGUAUUUCAUUUAUUUUUGAUUGCUGAAGGAAAGUAAUGCAUGAUAUACGAGGUAUUAUAUCAGCCAUUUUGAUACAAAUAAGUGGUACCAUUGUGAAAUUUAUAAUCUGCCAUUGUGUAAUUUAUAAAAUGUAGAAAACACCUUUUCUAAUGUCUUUUUGUCUAAAUAAAAAUAUUUUUACUUUAUAAAAAUAAAAAUUAAAAGAGACAUUUCUUUUAAUUACAUAAUAAAUAAAAUUUAAUUAUAAUACAAACUUAAUUGAUUAUUUAUAUCAAAGCAACAUUUUUGGCUGUUUUAUUUUUAAAUUAAAUUUGAUAAAAAGGCAUGUUAAGAUUGUUUUCUAAUUAUGUCCAGUGAGAAAAACAGAUUAUACUUAUUACCUGUUUACUAUAGACUGAAUUCAAUAAAUUUGUUUGUAAAGAUUACAAAUUGUUAGUAUUGAUUACAAAAGCAUCUAAAAGGGGUUGCGUAGAUAAUACAGUCGGUUCCGCUGAAAUGAAAUUAGGCCCAGUAAAAUUUACACAACAUAAAUAGUUUAUAAAUGGUAGUUUUAAAGUAAAUACUAUUUACGCUUUGGUAGAAUUUUACUCUUAAAACGUUGUUUUAGUAAAUUUGUAAAUUGGGUCUGAAGGAGUCUAUGUUUGAUCAAACUGACAAGAAAGAGAUUCACUGUUAAUAAAGCCGCUUUAUUAUCUGCGGAGCUCCUUAAUUAGAAUGAGUAUAGUGACAGAAGGUUGCACAUUGUACGUAGUCACACUCAUAGGUACAAAAUAUGAGUAUGUACAUUAUAAUCAUUAUAUAAUUAUUAAUGCCAACGUAGUUAUACUUUGCUACAAAAAUCAAUUUUGUUAAUGUAUUAUUUUUUCUGAAAUUGUGUUAGUAAUGUCAUUAUGAGAACUGUUGUAGUACAACAAAAUAUCAUACUAAUUAUGAUAAUUUAAUACUGUAGAUAAAUAUUUGUGUUUAGGUGGCCAUUUUGUAGGAAAUUUACUCUAAACAUUUAAAACAUAAUAGUACAAGUAUUUAUAAAGUCUUAGCUUCUUUUCUGUGACUACUGCAAAUACUAUCUAAUCGCAUGUGCAAAGGCAAAAAUAACGAAUUAGUCCUGCGUCAUUGUCAAUUUGGUAGGAAAUUUUCACGUAGUUUUGGGAAAUAUCUCUUUAAACAGUUGUACGGCGCGGUCCUACACAAGUAGCAAACGAAUCUAUCUAUAAAAUGAUUUCAGCUACCGCAUGCAUAAUAGAACGAGACAGUAACGCCCGUCUUAUUUUUUCUCAUACGUAUGCUAAGGAUAAUAUUUUUUAAUAGAAGAAAAUGAAAUGAUGCACUUGCCUAUGUUAAUGGUAUACAAUAGUGGAGGACGAAACGAUGAAUUCGAAGGCAUGUCAGUUGGCCAAUCUUGGCGUGGAGAUUGACUUGAUAGGGUACUUCAAACAAAUUAAAUUAAAUUUUCAACGAUAACAUUAUACUAAUUGAUUUAACAGACGUUGUUCUAUCAAGAGUAGACCGUUUACGCAAAAUAGUUUUUAUGGGAAAAAGAAAAAUGGCCCUUUCACAUAUUUCUGGACAGUUUUUCAAAUAUAAAAAAAUGUCGAAUGAGUCUAGUCGUUUUCAAACUUUGCGUUUAGUAACACAUUUAGCGAUUAAUUUUUAAUUUAUAUACAUAGAUUCAUUAUGUCACUUGUCUAGGACUGGGGGAGAUUCGUUUACAUGUCGUUAAGAGACUUCGUAAAUAGUAUUCAUAACUACAUAAUAGCAUAUUUGCUAUUACGACUAUGUAAUCUCUCGAUAGAAUGAACAUAAUAAUAAUGAAUCAUUUCAUAUCAGUCACUAUUCCUAUAAUACGUAAAAGUCAUAGUUGUUGCAACAAAAUAUGAUAGUGCUUAUCAAAAUAAUAUGUACCUAGUAACUUGACAAACAUUUUUAUUAUAUACCUACAGUAUUUGAAUAUUUUUAUUUACCGACAUAAACUUAAGUUUAGGGAAUGUAUACAGUAAGGCCUAUGAUGUAUCAAAGAAAAAGGCAAGUCAUGUUUUGUGAUAUCCUAGGAUUAGAUUUGCAUCAUACAACAAAUAAGUUUCGAUAUGUAGCGUGGAGAUGCGUUGCAUUGUAAAAGAAUAAAGAGACGGACAUUUAUAAAGUUCAUAGAGAGGCAUAGUAGUGCCCACAAUGUACAGAACAGGAAUGAAUGAUUUAAUCUAGUUACAAUAAAAACGUUAUACUUUC